GGUGACAUUAAACAGUGGGUAUAGCUUUGAACAUUCUCUCCCGGUGUUUUAACUGUACACGAGCAGCUUCCUCCUCUGGAUGUUGCUAGUAACUGUUGCAGCUAAUUAUUGUUUUGUGGGUGGGUUCUGAGUGUUUGUCAGAUGGGUUUAUUUUGCUUUGAGAAAUGGUAAUGUCAGUCCUUGAUAAUCUCUGUCCAGACUCAAGGGAGACCUGCGACCUCCGUGGCUUCUCUCUGAUCCCCAGUUCAUGCGACACCUCGAAGCUUCCUUCCUCACCAGGAGUAUGCGCUGCAUUUCACCAGGAAACGUGUAGCCAGCUGUGAGCUGCAGAAAUGGGGAAACCUUUCUGGAGACAGAGACUAACAUCUGCAGAAGGUGGUGGCGAGGAGGAGCGAGACGUUGAAAGGGAGAAGAAAUGGGCUGAGCUAUUUCAGCAAUUCGAUACUAAUAAGGAUGGGCAUGUGGACAUGGCUGAGCUGGGAGAAGGGCUGAGAUCAAUGGGCCUCCUAACAACAGCUGACUCUGAGAAGGAAAUCCUGCGAGCAGGCGAUACCAAUCAUGAUGGUCAGUUGGACCUGGCGGAGUUCAUUGAAUAUCUAAGGCAACAUGAGAGAAAACUCAAGCUGGUGUUCAAGAGGCUUGACGAGAACAAUGAUGGUGAGAUUGAUGCCUGCGAGAUUCAGCACACUCUCUCGACCCUCGGGAUCACUAUCACACUGCAACAAGCAGGGAGGAUCUUGCACAGUAUGGACACAGAGGGGAGGAUCACUGUGGACUGGAAUGAAUUUCGAGACCAUUUCAUUUUUAAUCCAUUAACCAACAUGGAGGAGAUUGUUGAAUACUGGAAACAUUCAACGUUCAUGGACAUCGGCGAGUCACUGACCAUCGUGGAUGAGUUCUCAGAGACGGAGAGGAGGAGUGGAUCAUGGUGGAGGCAGCUUCUUGCUGGAGCUAUGGCGGGUGCAGUGUCACGCACAUGUACUGCCCCCCUGGACAGGCUCAAAAUCUACAUGCAGGUCUUUGCUGCCAAGCAGAAGUUAAACCUGGUUGGCGUGUGGAUGAUGAUGGUGAGAGAAGGAGGCUACAUGUCACUGUGGCGGGGUAACGGAGUCAAUGUCCUGAAAAUCACUCCUGAAACAGGCAUCAAAUUUAUGGCUUACGAGCAGUACAAAAGGUUCCUUCCAAGUUCACACGCCACACUUGAGGUACACGAACGAUUUGUGGCAGGUUCACUCGCUGGUGUCACUAGCCAGACGCUGAUCUACCCAAUGGAGAUACUAAAGACCAGGAUGGGCCUAGGAAAGAGUGGCCAGUACAGUGGAAUCUUUGAUUGCGCUCAGAAAAUGUUCAGGACAGAAGGCCCACGGUCAUUUUUCAAAGGAUAUGUCCCGAAUGUAAUUGGUAUCAUUCCUUAUGCUGGGAUCGACCUUGCUGUCUAUGAGACAGUGAAGAACCGCUAUUUACAAAGAUACGGCCGUGACAGCACUGACCCCGGAGUCCUCGUGCUUCUUGGCUGUGGCACCUUCUCCAGUACCUGUGGUCAACUGGCAAGUUACCCACUGGCACUCGUUCGGACCAGAAUGCAAGCACAAGCUGUCAUCAAAGAUGAACCACAGUUGAACAUGAUUCAGCAGUUUUCCAGGAUAGUGCAAGGAGAAGGUUGGUCUGGCCUGUACCGAGGAAUCACCCCAAACUUCAUGAAGGUGGUACCUGCUGUGAGCAUCAGCUAUGUAGUAUAUGAGUAUAUGAAAUUCUUCCUGGGUGUCACCUCAAAGUAACUGGAUGCCAAGACAUUCGUGCUGCGAAUGAUUCUCAUCUUCGCCCUGUUCUUUCUUCUGUGCUCUUCGCAAGCGAGAAAACUCCAGAAAAAUAUAGCAUGUCAGCAAAGUUGAAGAAGAAUGUCCUCCCUGAUCCUCAAUGGUCUCCUCCAGUCUUAAAUUUGUUUCCUUAUCAUUUGACCAUACAAUUCUCCAGUCACCAGCACCGCUGUCUCUCCCUGUCUCCCUCCCUUCCGGGGAGCAGCCUCCCUGUGCAGUACUUCCUCCGAUCAGGUCAGGGAGAUGGUCUUCAACCUGCUUGAGGUUUCCAUUUUAGGGUCUCACACAAGAUUCCCAAUUUCGUCCUCACUUGAAGGGCACUUUGCACAGGAAGCACUGGGUCACUGGAGAUCCAGCCUGGCUGGGAUUGAUGGUAACUUGGUGCUGCUUCAGGAAUUCUUUAAAAUAAAAAUGGUUUCUCACGCUACGUGUUGCCAAUAUGGCUGGGUAACUUGGUAAUGCAUGAGAUGUUUCCUGCUGAAUGUGAUGUUGGAACACUGUUUGUAUAUAGUCAUAGUUUUAAUAAUUUAAUAAACUCACUUGCUCUUAA
This is a messenger RNA of Carcharodon carcharias (great white shark), 2367 nucleotides long. Its product is annotated as calcium-binding mitochondrial carrier protein SCaMC-1-like. The transcript has 10 exons. Gene Ontology annotation, cellular component: mitochondrial inner membrane. The record is from RefSeq and is a predicted model, not a curated record. Gene Ontology annotation, biological process: transmembrane transport. Gene Ontology annotation, molecular function: ATP transmembrane transporter activity; calcium ion binding. The coding region runs from base 333 to 1778 and encodes 481 amino acids. NCBI's taxonomy places the organism in Eukaryota, Metazoa, Chordata, Chondrichthyes, Lamniformes, Lamnidae.